Acipenser ruthenus (sterlet) is the source of this 9842-nucleotide messenger RNA. RefSeq lists its product as uncharacterized. The coding region runs from base 445 to 3309 and encodes 954 amino acids. The transcript has 20 exons. The record is from RefSeq and is a predicted model, not a curated record. Gene Ontology annotation, cellular component: perinuclear region of cytoplasm. Lineage: Eukaryota; Metazoa; Chordata; Actinopteri; Acipenseriformes; Acipenseridae.
GCAGUGGCAGGCUGAGAUGAGAGAAGGAGGUUUAGGGGACCAAGAGGAUUUACAGUUUUCAGUUGAGAGCUUAGGGGGUUUGUUGCUGCUUGGUGGUAAACAUUACAUUUUUCUUUCUUUCUUUCUUUCUUUCUUUCUUUCUUUUGUAAGUCAUAAAGUUAUGUAAUUGUGUGACUUCAUUUAUGUUUGUAAAUUUGACAAGGUCCACCAUAGCUACAAGAGAAAUAAAACACCAUGCAUCCCUAAACAAAUUACGUUUAAAAAACUCACCUUGCUGGAUGCAGAUCCUACAGCAGAAAGCGUACGUCACCGUUACCAUGCCAACGCAGACCUGAUACAGUUUCAACUAACGGGAUGUAAAGAGGAACUCGUUCAAUCGAGAAGUUCCAGCAGAAGGCUCUGAAGCAAACUAAGCAGAAGAAAUCCAAGUCGGCUGAAUUUCUGAUGGGGGAAGAAGAGCGAGCUGCAGCAGAAGGCAUUGAAAAUCCUGCUUUUAACAUCAGCAAGACAGACCUUUCAGCUUAUCAGGCUUCAGAAGGAAAAGAAAUUAAACAUGACAGGCAAGAUAGCAGCCUUGCAGCUCACCAACAAAAAAAUGGGCUGCAAGCCCAUGCUGAACCAAGAGGAAAUGAACGCAGACAAAAUUACUUUGACCCACCAAUGGAUGAGGAAAUAAACCCAAGGCAGUAUGGGAUGGAGGUCAGCACAGAAGAUGAUUUGGAAUUAAGGUCAGUGAGAGAGGAUGAAAGAGAGUUCUAUAAAAAGCUGUCAAAGUUUUUUGAAGAAGAGACAACAGUCAUAGACCUACCUGGUAUGAUUACAGAGGAGGGAAGAGCAGGUCCAGGAGUUCAGAAAUGCUCUGGAGUUUUCCCUGGUAUCGCAAGCCUGCGGCAGGAGGUUGAAGAUGAGGUGAUCCCUCAUUAUGUUGAGCAGUUUGAGGAAUGUGUGCAGGGUGACAUGAUCACAGUUGGCAGCCUUUCACUGGAACAGGAAAUUGAUUUCCAAGGGGAUCUUAACCAGCAGAAAAUAAAUAUAUUACAUGAUAAACUUUCUGUGGGUUUCCAAAGCGCAGAAAGUCAGUUGUUGAAGACACUGAAAAAACGCAAAGGUGAUGUGAUUGCCAAGUAUGGUGAACUGACUAAAACCAAGCCUAGGCCUGACAGGAUACGAGGAAUGAAGUGGAAGGUUGAGUGGAGUAAAACACCACAGCCUGUUGAAAUCCAGCUACGGUGCCUUCGGGGUGUUAAAGAUAAACUACCUCAAGGAAGCGUCACCCUCAAGGUCUCACUGUACAACCGACUUGGAGGCUAUGCCCUUCACUGGUCCAAAGCAAAAGAACAGCUCUGGGCUGGGACAACACAGCCAGUCCAACACAACGGGAACUUUUACAAUUUGGAGCUGCAUGUCAAUCAGAGUGUGUACACUAUAUUGCCUGCUAAAAGUGACGUUCAACCAGGCAUGGUCUUCAUCUUUGAGCUGUUUCUUCUUCCCGGAACAAACAUCCACAUGAAUCAAGUGGUUGGCUGGGGUGCCUUCCCAGUUUGUGACAGCCAGUUUGAGACUCUAGAGGGCAAAUUUAAAUGCCCUUUGCUAAGAGGCCAUCAAGAUCCCAGGAUUGACCAGUUCCGAAAAAUUGAGGAGCUUAUCUCGUAUGAUCUGGACAACUGGUUGUGCACUAUUUAUUUUCAGGUAAUCAAGCUUCCACAAUCCGGGCAGAAAGAGUAUGAGGUCACCCUUCAAAUCCCUCCACAUGUUCAUCAAAGUUCAGACUGCUUUUAUGCCUGUGAAAAAACUGAAGAGGGUCAAAAAGGUUGCAACACCCAGGAGUCUACUCUUAGGAGAUCACAGCUCGGCCUGUCUGCUCGCUGUAGAUGCUCCUCUUCAUACCUGCAAGGAAAGGUUUGCAAUAAAUCAAAACCUGAAAAUGCAAAGAAGACAAGUGAUCGAAUCUCUGCAAAUGAAGAGAAUGGAAUGUACUAUAAGAAAGAGUCUAAUCCACACCUGAAAGCAGACUCCUCUUCCGAAGACAGUGUGAAGGAUUUCCAGUAUUGUUCAUAUGCAGACAAACUGGAAGAAUACCGCUUCUCUUUACGACCUCAGCAUUCUUGCAGUGGGAAGGCUUGUGGCAGAGAUGCUGAGCGCACACAUUUUGUUCUUCGUAUGUUCCUGUCAGAGCUGGGCCUGUCACAGUGGCGUUCACAGGAAUUCUGGUUCAUUAUGCUGCUCCUAGCUUUGAUCUGGUUUGUGAGGCUUUACCUGCAUUACUGCAGCCAAUGGCUCUUCCUCCAGGCCAUCUCAGUUCCUGUCAACAAGUUUUACUUUUACCCUCACACUGUGGAACUGAGUUACCAGAAUUCCCUGCUUCAUACCCGGGAGGAGUUGGCUAUGGUAGUGGUGGGACCCCUGACCUUGAAUGUAGUUAUGCUACUUAUGGUUCUGAUCAGAUGGGGCUGUCAGCUAAUAUUUGGCUCAUUCCCGUCCUUCUUGUCAAAGUUUAUCAUGGCUAUAGGACUGUGGACACUGCUGGACCCUCUGGCAGUGUUUGUAGUGGAUGCAUUCCUGGGGCACCUUGCUUGGAGUGCCGAGAAUCCCAUAGCAGAUGCUGCAAAGCUCUACUGGCUCUUUUAUAGAACACAGCACUCUGGAACUCCUGGUGUCAUUAUUACAGUCUUCCUCUACAUCGUUAUACUCAUCUUCUCCUUGACAAUACUCUACAUGUACUUUCUCAGGCUGCAUAACGGUGGCCGGAUGUUGGAUGUUUUCCAGCGUGUGCAAAGUGAGGAAGCUAGAUUUUUUGUUCCACUGGAUAUGGAGGUGUCGAACCAGGAACUGAGUUACAUUGUGAAAAAGGCUGAGCAAUGGAGAGGCAUUAAUGGGGAAAGGAGGAAGGUGGCAGUGUACGAUUACAUCUGGACACAAGAUCCCAGUGUUGGAGAUCCCAGCUGUGACCCCCAGCAUCGCUGUGAAACCUCAGGAUUUGCAGAUGAUCAUAAAGAAAUCACAACUCAUGUGUCUAUCUACACUAUCCAUCUCUCUGGGCUCAGAAAUCUCUACCGCCACUUCCUCCGUCUGCCUGAUGGGGCCAUUGUUGAGGUAACUGGAGACAUCAGUGGAAUAAAUGUUUUACAGAGGGAAGUCAAUGCAGUUCUGCAUGAAAACAUCAAUGAAGCAGACAGUGAGCCAGGACCAUCCUCUGCAUGUGAACUAAGGGAAAGGAAAAAGAAAGCAGUAUGGCGCUCUACUAGAGUUGAGCCAGCAGGAAGAAGUUGUUUGGAUUCCAUGGCAGUUCCAGCAGUUUCCAAACGCUGACAUCUACAGAGAAGGUUCUGACAUCCUGGGCAGAAAAAAUAAAUACAUUUCAUUCUGUGCUUGGACAUCUAUUAUGAGUGACUGUACUAUUCAAAACAUACUUAAUUGACUAUAAAUAACAUUCUAGUCCUGACAGUACUGUGUCUGAGUUUGGUGGAUUCUGAAUUUGGUUACACAACAUUACUGGCAAGCUGCUUGUUAACACAUAACAAGCCUACUUUAUGAUGCUGCCUUAUGUACAUGUUGUGAAGAAUGUUCAUUUUAAAAGAUGGCUUUUAACUUUUCAUAACUGAGCACCACUCGUGUAAGGACAUCGGGAAAGGACACUGGCUGUUUUGGGCCUGCAGUCACAGGUGGCAAAAGGGGUGUUUUUUUGUUUAUUGUUUUGUUUUGUUUGUUUUUGUUUUGUUUCAAUUCUCAUUCAGACAAUAACAACGUCUUUGCAAGUGUUCUCUGCGAGUCAUAGCACACGACCGGUCUUUGUUGUUUUCACCUGUGUCCGUCACACACCUGUUUCUACUGCCUCCGAUUAAGGAUUGCUACGGAUUCAUCUUCCCUGCUAGGGUGUUAAUGUGUUGUGUGUUGUGUUAUUUUAUUACUUAGUUAGUUGUGUAUUUUAAAUGUGUAUAAUUCUUCAUUUGCUUUUAUAUGUCUGUUGUGUCUUUUCAUGUGCCAUUUACCUGAUGCUCGAUCAUAUUCCCUUCUGUAAAUGUUACUUUAUUUGUAUUAUUUUCUUUUUCUGUUUUUGUGUUUGCCCAGGGACUGCCAAUGAAAAUUCGCUCAUAGCUAAAUCUGGGUGCAAUACAUCUUAUAACAUGUCAAAGAUUAGAAAUUGUACUUUAUCCCUGUCAAAUAAAUGUUAAUUAUAUUUCUUUUAUUUUCAGAAUCUAAUUGGUAUUUAAUAAGCCACACAAAAUAUUUUAAAGUGAAUUAUGGAAUGAAUAUACCAUACAGUUUAUUGUAACAUUAGUUUCAAAAGAUCUGUAAGGACAUCUGUAAGCUUCGGACUAUAGUGCCGAACACCCCCAACCGCACUCGGUGUUUAUUACACUGAGUCAGUGUCGUUACAGUGUACAAUUAAUGUUUAGGGGUGUAACUGAGUGAAAUCUCCUCUGAUACUGACAUUACCAACCUACAUUUAAAAUACAGACUUUGUUAUUGUGUGACUAACAGAUCUUUGAUAGAAUAUGUUUUAAGCCAAACCCAUUAAUCAAUGAAACAUCCCUGUGUGGGGCAUUGUUGUUUGAGGUCUGGGUCCAGAGUUGUGCGGGGGUAACGGGUGUUUGUAUUGAAUAUGUGUCUGGUAGCGGGGAUCCACUGGGCGGGUGCACACGCUCUAUGAACUCUCAGAGUCUCUAUAAAUAUAAAUAAAGAACCAAAAAGUAAAUAACAAAGUGAUUAAAUGAAAAAUGUUAUUUAAAAGCCCUGGGGAAGAAAAUAUGGCAGGAAAGUACAGCUAAGAAACUUGAAACAGAGUUUAUGUUUUUACUUACUUGCUGUGUGCUCUGUGUGUUGGUGGUGCGCUGUUAGGGCGUGGGUGCGCACGGAGUAGUGGGGGUGCACCUAAUGUUAGUCUGGAGAAAUGGUAAUACUGAUACUGUGAUUGCCUAAAAAAAAUUGUACCUAUCCGGGACAACAAAAUAAGAAUGUACUGUAUAUGCGUAAACAGUAUUUUUUGUAUUACAUGGUUUUAAAUCUGUUUUGUAAUAGUUUUAGUUCAUAUGUAAUGGUAUAUUCUGGGGGUGGGGCUAGUAGAUUUUGGUAUAUAUAUAUAUAUAUAUAUAUAUAUAUAUAUAUAUAUAUAUAUAUAUAUAUGUAUAUACAUGAGAGAGAGAGACAGAGACACGUUUGGAAAAAGUACUUAUAGCAGUCGCCUGUUAUUUUAAUUAUUCUUUUAUUACUAUUAUUUGUUGUUUUGUUUUAUUUCCCUGUACAUACCUAUAGUUUGUGAACUGAUCCCGCCUGUUCCUGUGUGCUUGCUAAUAAACAGUCACUUUCGUUUUGAAAAAUUCUCUUGCGUCAUCGCUUCCUCCCUGCACUGCAACAUCUUGUGCACCAGUCGCUCACAUGGGGACACCAGCUUUUAAUACCAGCGUGUGUAAAAUAUUCAAAUAGCAGUUUUUUUUUCUUUUAGUAUAAGACUUACCUUUCCAAUAGGUAUUGUCUAGUUUUUUAGUAGAUGGAUACAGUUAAUAUAAUUCUAAAGUAUAUACAAAUACAUAAAAAAGAAAAGCAAAUGUUAUUUUAUAGUACAGUCCUGACAGACAACCCAAGAUGAUCAGCACAGCAGUCCUUCACGUCCCUUUUUUUCCAGCAGAGUUCAGUGCCAACACAGCAGGGGAUAAAACAAGGGCUGUCUGUUCACCUCGUCGUCAGCUUGGAUGGUGAAAACUUAAACUCAGAGGAACUUAGAGCUUUGCCGGUCACUCUAAGCGCUAUCUGAAAGCUGGCUGAAGAUAUCUUCUUAUAUUUUAGUUUUAACAGAAAUCAAACUGAUAUUCAGAGGUAAUAUUUUUCAUUAAGAAAAACAACUGCAUCACACUCAACUACCGUUAUCUCUCCUCUUCUUGUCCUGCCCCAUAGCAACCAAUACACACUCCUGAUUCACUGGUAUAGUACUCCCCUGACCUCCCAACUCCCACCUAAUAGGCUGUUGUUAACUGUCAGUAAAUGUACUGUAUUCAAGCCCCAAAAACACACAAGAGUAUAGUGCUGCAGAUCGGAGCCUCUCAUGGCGCCAUUUCUAAAAUGCCUUAGAUCAUUUAAUAAAAUAUUGCAGCAUUUGUAAAGCAUAUUAUUUUUAAUAAAGGCCGUCCUCGUAUAAUCGGCAUUUAAGGGCCGCAGUCAUUUUGAUCAAUUUAAAAUAAACGCCGCAGCGCCAAAUUGAAGUAAUACGGUAUAGACAUGGUAUAUUACACAACGUCUCCACAAACUGUCAUGUGCUAAUGCUUUCCUAUCUAACUAUCAUAUCCAGGAAAUUCUAAACAGCCACAAACUAGUUCUUUGUGUUGUGUUUAACAGUACAUGUUCAAAGCAAGCAUUUAACACGUCGGUAUCACCUAUCUGUGUCAAAAGAGCAUAAUGCAAUUAUGAGUUUGAGGCCGUUUACAUUUAGUACAGGUUAACAAUUUUAUUUUUUUACAAGAUUGUUGAGAAAGCUGUUAUAGAAAAUACUGAAUGGUGGGGAACAUUAAAUAUGUUUUAUAUUACAGCAAUUAAUUACCCAAUAAACAAUGUAAAUUAAUUAUUCAAUUUGGAAAUUAACUAGGGUCAUUAGGUCUUCCUUGCUGCCCCAACGAGAUGAAAAAUGAAGAUUCUAAAAGUCACUAAUCAGAAGCAGUGAUAAAAUAUCAAUAUUGGGCUCACAUUAAGCUGGGUAAUAUUCAGGCUGCUUGAUUUGUAUUGAAUAUGUGUCUGGUGGCUGGAGCUAGCUAUAAUGAACUAGCCUACAAAUCACAGCUUAAUGGGAAUCUACUUAUACAUAUUGCUUAAUUAAAGGUUGUGAGCUUAUUAACAUGUGUCUACGACACUAAGCAUUGGGGAUGUAAUCUGUGCAAAUAGAACUAGGUUGUAAAGGUUUUAUAGAUUGCCUAUCAUAUUAAACUCAUACUGUAGCUUAAUUCCAUGUCAUUUUCAUUGAGGAUGCUUCAUUUUAUUGAUGUUCAAUUACCACCAAACUUCUUUAGUAGGAACCCUUUGGGAUUUCCAAGUAUCAUGCUUAUUAUCCUAUGCUUUCAGUUUUAAAAUUUCCCUUUCAGUGUAUAACAAGUUCCAGGGAAUAUUCAACGUAUUCGAUUACAUUUACAACUAGUUGUAUUUGAAACCACUGAUCCACUAUGUUUCACAUAUUUCAGGACGUUUCUGAUGCUGUUGGUGAGUUUGAAUCAUUUCAAAGUUUUUAACAGAAGCAUUAUUAUUGCUUUUACAUCCUUGUAUGGUCUCAUUUACAGUUGUGGUUUUGUUUUCUGCUUGGAUGUGUAGGUUGACGCUCUAGGCAGGCAAUACCAUCUUAAUGAUAUAAGUUCUGCCACCCUUUAUUAACCUGUAUUAAUCCUACUGGAGUUUUCCCCCGGUGUGAUUUUUUGACCCACUUAGUAAUACUAUAGAUUAUUCCAACAGUGCCUCAUAUUUGGAGAUUCUAGAUUUUUAAAUAAAGUACAUUUGUUAUCUAUUAAUGAGCUGUUUUCUAGUUAUGUUGUGUAACCAAAUUCAGAAUCCACCAAACUCAUUACUGCAUACAAUGAAAAACAGCAUUAGCAAGGUCUUCCGGAAGUGCGAGAUCAGCCAUUUUCAAAUGAUAUUUUGACAUACUACCUACCGUAUGUGAAUUUAUAAAAAAUAAAAAUAACAGCCUACACACCUGCUACAACUUAUCAUAUUAAUGUCCUCCUGUAAUUACCAGUGCACAACUGAAAUGAAGGGGAGUCACAAAAACAUUACCUUCUGCUGUAAUAAUCAUGGUGGUGGUAACCAACAUUUAUAUCAUACUACUGCCUACAUAUUAAUAACAAUAGUAAUAAUAACAUAUUUGGCAUAUAACGGCAAUAAUUAAUGAAAAAAUGAUAUGUGAAAACAUCACAGUUUCAGCAAUAAUUGCAUCAAUAACUUAAACCUAAUGAGAACUCUAUUAUUUUAUAUAUUGCACUGAGUGGGGAUCUUUAGCUGAUUUAGUAGUUUGAUCUUAUCUUGAAGUACCAUCGCUCUAACAUAAAGAAACGGUCAUACAUAUGGUCCAAAGUAUGCGUUAGUCUUUGAACAUUCUAAUGCAAACUUCUGUGUUGAUAAAUCACAUAGUUUCUGUUUGAAUGUGCGUACGCAUGGUUCAGAAGGGAAUACAUGCACAACCACAAAUGAUAAAUAGAGGCCCAGCAAUGUUAAUAUUACUCUAAAAAAGUAAUAUACUGCUUAUUCCCAUUUAAUAAGGUAUAGGUAUAAUAUGUUUAAUACGUGUAUAUAUGUUAUAUUAGUUUUGACAACAAUAAUAAUGAUAAUACUGUAGCGACCUGUGGAACUGCUGAGGGUGCUGCGCCCUGAAAGGACACUUUCUGUUGUUAGCGUUUGUCUGAAGCAGGUGCAUGUAUUGUUUGGGACGGGACCAUGCCAGCGUUAAGUUAGGUAAGCAAGGUGUGUGUGGGUGUGUGUGGAGGAGUGGAAGUCAGUGAGGGUGAUGUGCUGCAGUGAUUGGAGGAGAGCAGGUUGGGGGGAGGGUGAAGUGCCGCUGGGCGGUAUAAGAACGGGAGCAAGAUUAGAGGAGGAGAGAGAGCUGUGAGCGAGUAGUACUGAGAGAGAACGAGAGUGAGAGUGAACCAAAAAGAAGCUGCGUAGAAUCCAGUGAGAAUCAGUGAGUGAGAGGGCCGAGAUAGGAGAGACCGAAGCAAUAGUAACCAGAGAAAAGAGGGCUUUGUUGUUUUUGGUGUGGUCUCAGCCCAUAGAGACUGAAUGUGCAGAGAAAAUAAAAAGCGGACAAUCCGUUUGCACCUGCUUUUUUUAAAAUAAAGAAAAGAAAAGCGAAGGAGACCCAGUGUCACCACAAUACUAUUAAUAAUAACAAAAUUAUAAUCUAAACAAACAACAUGUAAUGAUAUAUGGACUUUUUACUGUUGAUUCAAAAUAGCAUACUUUUUAAAUUGAGCUUUAAAUUUACACAGAAUUCUUAAUCAUUUAGCAGUGGUUUCAGACCCAGAUUAACACUAAUCUUGGACUACCUUAUCUCAGCUAACAAUAGGUAGUCAAAGAUGAGUGCUAAUCAGGGUAUGUGAAACCUAAAUGUGAUUACCUUUCAGUAUUACAUUUUAAGAAUUAAUAGUCUACUGUAAUAAGUUAUUCAAAAAACAUAAUGCUUUCUGUAACUAGUUUAUUUAACAGCACUGGGUAUCAAUAUUGACAUAUACUAUGCAAUAUUUGUGCCGACAAAUUUUUCUAGCUAACCAAAGAACUGCUAGUGGCCGCAUUUUUAACUUUACAAGAAGUUUCAAGUUUCAAAUUCAAGUUUACAGUUUCAGGUUUCAAAUAUUUGCUUCCAAAUGACAAACAGUAUUUGUAACCAUUUACAUUUCCUGCCAGCCAGUAUGUUCUAAAAGGCAGUUAGUUUUCUCAUUUAUAUUUGCUGAUUUAGGUAAAAGCAAAGCUUUUUAUAGUGCUUUAAUUUGCAAGCCACUGAAAUAAGCUCAAACAUUGCAAGCCAUAUAAGGAUGAUGCUACUUCCAGAAAAAUGAACGCAUGGACACAUUUUAUUCAGAGCUCAUAGUGUACAGGUAUUUAAAUUGACCAUCCUCAAACCAAUAUACUGCAGGAUUCAUUUAUGUACCUAACUCGAUUCCUGUGUAUGAACAUGGGUUAUCAAAACAAAGGGGACUCUUAAAAAUUGAGUUUAGACACUGGGUAAAGUCAUUCUUGCUUGAUCACUCAGUGCAAGAAUUGUAAAGCAUCUACCUAGCUUAAAGUAUUAACAUAUGUCUAACCCUACUAACCUUUCUGUUAUGUAUAUUUUGGUUUCACCUAAAUGAACUCUAUUCAUGAAAGCAUGAAUUCAG